ACGCACACAGUUCAGGAAAAACCAGUUUGGAGACAUUCUGUUUGUCAUCCGUCCUACUCCUCCCUGUUUGUACUUCUUAGAGUUUCAUGCACCCGGCCUGACAGUAUCUUCAGAUUGUUUUAUUGACUCCGCUUCUGCCUGCGACUUCUCCACCGAACUGAUCAUGGAUUACUCUCAACCUUUCUCAUCCCUCAACGAUAUGAUGAAACCUCGAUUCUCCACCAGUCAGCAGCUGUACUCCUCUCUGAGCAGAGUAGAGGACAGACAGAUGAACUCACUCAGGAGCAGAUCUCUACUUUACAGACCGACAGUUCUGCCAACAGAACAAGAACCAAAAGUCUCCAAGACUGCACCGGAGCCAGAAGAUCCAGAAGAACCUGAGGAUGAUGCCGAGCAGGAGGAUUUAGCCUGCGAUGGCAUAGAUGAAGGAAAUUCUGCCAAUCUGCUGCACAUCAACACAUGUCUCAUCUCUGAACUGAGCUUAAAAGAUGUGGAUGAAGAGGAGCUCAAUGAGGAGGACAACAGCCCCUGUCAGCGAGAGGAGAAAGACAGUUCAGGGGAUCUGUCCUCAGAGUCAGUAGCCUCAUCUGGUGAAGGUGGGAGUCCCUACAUAGACAGGACUUUACCAGACCUGAUCAAGAGUGGCAGGCCGCUCGGCAGACGCCGGACGCUGGGACACGUCUCAGACACGCUUAAAGAAGUGCGCAGAGAAGUAGAGUUGUCACGGAGACGGAGUAUCAGGCUCAAAGCCCAAGUGGACAAACUGCAGGAGGGCAGAGAUGGACCGGGAUGGAGCCAACACAGAGAGAAUGUCACAGAGGAGGUUCUGUCUGUUCUGAGGCUGCUGCACCCGCUAACAGAGCCUGAAUCCAGCCAAGCUGAAUCCUCUAAUGGAGAAAACCGGCUGGACGCUGCACUGGCCCAGCUGCAGAAUGUGGCCCGCAAACUGGCAAUCAGCAACACCCAGCAGAUCAAAUCUGGAAAAGGAACUGGAGCAGAGGACGGUGCUAUUCUGCAGCAGGCACUACGGGACAGAGAUGAGGCCAUAGAGAAGAAGAAGGCGAUGGAGGCCGAGCUGCUGAGAAGUAAGACGGAGAUGAUGUCACUGAACAACCAACUGCUGGAGGCCGUACAGAAACGUCUGGAGCUGUCGCUGGAGCUCGAAGCCUGGAAGGAGGACGUCCAGCUGAUCCUCCAGCAGCAGUUGAAGAGUCAGCAGGAGGCAGAGCAGGCCCAGAAGAAGCCGUCACGCCUCGGACUCCUGAGGAGAAACAAGCAGCCGGUCAACCAGCGGCCGCCCAACUUCCCUCUGACUACGCCCGCCGUCCCUCCAACAACCAACAAGAACCAAAUCUUCAUCACCAAGUUGGCGGGUUCGUCCUCACCUGCUCCCACCGCCUCCCUGCGCAAGUGGAAUUACAAGCUGAGGAGGGGCACGACCGGUCGCCAAGGAGACCAGGAUUCACAGCCGGCAGAGUGCAGCAGAGAGAAAGACGGCUUCCACGUCGUAUCGCUCGAUUGAAACCUGAAUGACAUCUCGUUGACUCUCAUCUCUGACCUCCACUCGAAAAACUGGUUUUGUUUAUUGUUGCUUUGGUGUUUGAGCUUCAGUGCAAAGUUUGACACUAGAAAAAUGUUUUCCGGUUCAUCUGCCGCUCUGUGCUCACAUUAAAUCUGAGUUUAACACGUGUAGAUACGAGCAGGAUUUAUAACAUCACAACUAGAUUGAAGUAAAUCCUGAUUCAGUGUGAAACCUGAAGCCUCCACAGCGCACUGAGGAUGAACUUUAA
This is a messenger RNA of Scomber scombrus (Atlantic mackerel), 1790 nucleotides long. It is a transcript of the gene bicdl2l, whose product is annotated as bicaudal-D-related protein 2-like. The record is from RefSeq and is a predicted model, not a curated record. NCBI's taxonomy places the organism in Eukaryota, Metazoa, Chordata, Actinopteri, Scombriformes, Scombridae. Bases 164 to 1522 code for a protein of 452 amino acids. The transcript is spliced from 6 exons. Gene Ontology annotation, biological process: Golgi to secretory granule transport; vesicle transport along microtubule.